AUGUGCAAUAGCCACUCACCAAUAUGGCAGUAUAAUUUAUGCGUGCGUUAUCAUCUAGGCGCCGGGGUUACUGGUCUGACAACUGCGGUGACUUUGCUCCAGGAGGGCUAUAAAGAUGUACUGGUGGUCGGAAAACAUCUCCCCGGUGAUAUCGACGUUGAUUAUACGUCUCCCUGGGCGGGUGCUUCUAUCCUUAGCUUUGCCCACAGUAAAGACAAACGUCUUCAAGCCAUCGAUAAAUAUUCUCUCAAGGUGUUCCAUCGCUUAGCCGAUGAAGUGCCUGAAGCGCCUGUAAUGUAUUGCCCCGGCUAUCAGUUUCAUACCGAAGAGGACGAAGCCGAUCACGACAGCACCUGGGUGAAAGAUCAUUACUACGACUACUUAAUUUGGCUCGUCGACGUGCUUAAAAAACUCGGAGGUGAUCUGAAGCGUGCGGAAUUUGAUUCUAUCCAACAAGUCAUUCACACUUACAAGGAUGCCGAGAUUAUUGUCAACUGUUCGGGUAUGGGUUCAGCUGAGCUCAAGGAUGUACGAGAUACCACCAUGUAUGGAAUCCGCGGUCAGACGGUCCUGGUGAAAGCUCCGCAUAUCAAGACCCAGUGGUACCGCGAUGGUAAAUCAUCAGGUACACUCACUUAUAUCAUUCCUCGACCGGGUGGCAACGUUAUUUGCGGUGGAACUUUUGAUACCGUUAAUAAGAGCCCUGUCCCCGACGAAGAGCUGUCAAAAAAGAUUCUGCGCGACUGUUACGAACUGUGUCCUGAUCUCACUCACGGUCAAGGUCCCGAAGCUUUUGAGAUUGUAUCGGUGAACGUCGGUUUCCGUCCCGGUCGGAAAGAUGGUAUCCGUCUGGAAAAGGAAACGCGAGUGCGAUCGGACGGUCGUAAGGUAACCGUUUGCCAUAAUUACGGUCACAGUUCCCAUGGUUUCCAAUCCAGUUGGGGUUCAAGCGCAAAGGUUUUGGAAUUACUCAAGGAUACGACAGGCCGAUUAUCCAAAUUGUAA
This is a messenger RNA of Radiomyces spectabilis, 1005 nucleotides long. RefSeq lists its product as uncharacterized. Lineage: Eukaryota; Fungi; Mucoromycota; Mucoromycetes; Mucorales; Radiomycetaceae. The coding region runs from base 1 to 1005 and encodes 334 amino acids. Gene Ontology annotation, molecular function: D-amino-acid oxidase activity; FAD binding. The record is from RefSeq and is a predicted model, not a curated record. The transcript has 6 exons.